UCGCUCUUAGACAUUUUCAAGAGAACGGUAACGCAAGAAGAAGUUUAUCAAAAAUUGCGUUUGCGCAAGUUGAAGCCAACAGAGCCGUGUAUUGCCUAUAUAGUAGCAAUGCAAACUAUUGCAGCAGAAGGCGAAAUCAACGAGCAAGAACUGGUUGACAUUAUAAUAGACGGAAUGGAAGAUAAAACCAACAACAUAUCCAUUCUAUACGGAUCAAACUCAUUACAAGAAUUGAUGCAUGGAAUAGAUAGAUACGAGAAACGCAGGUCAAAAACAGUCAGUACUCAUAAAGAAGGCCGUGACAAUACUAAAGGCAUACGAUGUUUCAAUUGCUCUCAAUUUGGACAUAUGAAGAACACCUGCAAUAAGCCUCGACGUCCACCGGGAUCUUGUUUCCAUUGUUUCCAAAUGGGACAUUUUUACAAGGAUUGUCCUAAAAGGAUGAAUGUUACUGCUCCCAUAUUUUGUAGUAAUGGUAUUGUAGACACAACACAAAUGCUCAAUUAGUUUGGUUAAGAUGUCUUUAUUACCGACUGGUGUGAUACGUUCGAAGAAUUUAAUACCAACUUCGUAUGUUGGAGUUGGCAAUUCCCCUUUGAAAAUAUAUGGAAAUAUUUCUUGUUUAAUAAAAUUUAAAAA
Messenger RNA from Stomoxys calcitrans (stable fly), 639 nucleotides. RefSeq lists its product as uncharacterized. NCBI's taxonomy places the organism in Eukaryota, Metazoa, Arthropoda, Insecta, Diptera, Muscidae. Gene Ontology annotation, molecular function: zinc ion binding; nucleic acid binding. The transcript has 2 exons. Bases 109 to 507 code for a protein of 132 amino acids. The record is from RefSeq and is a predicted model, not a curated record.